ACUUCAAAAUGCGCGCCUUAGGAUUCACCGCCCUCUAGCGCAAGCGCACUGACAGAAAACACUUGACUGUUUACUGUCACCUGAAAUCUUAGGUUAUGGAUUAUCUGAGCAUAGAACGAUAAACACGGAAAUAACUAGAAAGAAAGCAAUGGAUUGGAGUUAGUAAUGUUUUGACUGUCAUCAUGACUUCCAUCAUUGCGUAACAUAUCAGCCAUUCAGAGAAGGUAUUGUCAAACCUCGUCAGACGUGGCAAAAAUAAACUGUUAGGUUUGGUCGAUACUCGUUGAUAUCUACAUCAUGGCAGUGUGGAUGGAUGGUUUCGAUUUCCCCCCUGAGCUCUGUAGUAAGCCUUUAGCAUUAAUUGGCAUAUCAGGCAUUGAUGUCACCAAAAAUGCAUCUGACCGUGAAGUCUGGGAGUCGCUUAGCAAUAACAGGGCCCCAAAUAGAGCUCAUAUAAGUUUCAAACUUCUAGAGCCUCAGCAUGUAUUUCCUGUUAUGAAACCCAAGAGAAAUACAUACGACUGGUACAUUCCAAAAGGUAUCCUUAAGCGGAACUGGAUUGUGAAACACCUUCAAGAGUUACCUGCUGUCAAUGUUUUGUUCUAUCAUCUUGAUUGGGACGAUCCCAAUUUUGCUGCCAAGAAGCUUGACUGUGCGAACAGAUUGCAGAGUAUUCGAGGAGCUUUGAAGGGGCGGUUAACAAGACUAGCUGUGGUGCUGAUCCAAAGGACUGCUCCAGUGGCAGGAGAGGACCCGUCUGCUGCUGACAAGGCUAAUGCACUGUGUACCGCUUGCGAACUCAAUCCAAAAUGCUUGUUUGUUCUUCCGCUUGGAGAUCACCUCCAAGGAUACAUUCUCAGGCUAGAAAAAGCAUUUCUUGAAUUAGCUCAGGGUUAUUAUCAUCAUGCCAUUCGGGCCAUCAAGUCACACAGAGACCAACUCAAUAAAACAACUCAACAAUACCUCAUGGUGCGACACUUAUUUAAAAUUGGACUAUUGUCUGAGCUCAAACAAGAUUCACAUAAUGCUCACAAGAGUUAUGCACAAGCUUAUAGCCAGUUGUUGGAUUUGCGUGUUGCGGACACAAAUGCCAUGGAGGUGAAGACAGUUGCUGGACUCAUUAACUACAAAAUCUGCCGUAUUCUGUUUUCCCAAAGUAUGCCUCGUGACGCUAUUGCUCAAUUUAGAGCUCAUACUGAAGCAUUUAAAAACCGAGAAGGUCACAAAGAUCUGACCUUUGAACAUUAUGGCUGGUUAGCCAAGCAGUAUUGGGUUUUUGGAGACUUAUUUGAUGAAGCAAUCAAACAAGGAGUUCAAGCAGUGCAGACUCAACAUCCUGGAUUUUACUACCAACAAGCUGCUCAGUUGGCAAUUCAAAGGAAGCAAGCUUGUGAGCAGCUUUGUCAGAAUGUAACAACGUAUCCCGAGCCAGACCCACUCACUGGAAUGGAUACAUUGGAAUUUUUCGGCCAAAGAGCAUGGCGACCUGGAAGUUUAAGCGUGGAACCAAUUGAUCCUAGCAGGGAAAGAGAUGGCAUCCUUGCUCUUCAGUUCAGAGAGAAAAACGGUGUGAACCACUCGAGCCUUAUCAUAACAUUAUUUGGGAUUGCUAUCUCACAAUUCAAAGCUUUCCGCUGUCCACGGAUGAGGCGACAGCUCUUGGUUCAAAUGGCAGAAGAAUACUUCAGUGCCAAAGAUUAUGGAAAAGCACUCACUGUAUUAACACAUAUGCUUUGGGAUUAUCGAUCAGAGAAAUGGUGGAGACUUCUCUCCGCUAUCCUCUUAAGAGCGUUAGGAUGUGCCUAUCUCACCGCAGGACUUCAGGACUAUGUGACUUUGUCUCUUGAAGCUUUAGGCACUGCUGCUCAGCUGACGUCUCAAGACAAAACGAGAGUGUUUCAAAAUCUAAAUAGAAUCCUGAAGAGGCAGCUACCGGAGCCGGAACCAGGCCUCUCUCCAAUAGAUCUUCCUCAUGCAAAAGAAUUAUGGACAGCAAGCUGUGCGUCUGUAGAUCCACCAUAUGUCACAGUAGAUAUGAGCAAUGUUGCCUCUUGUGUGGAAAGCAAAGCCAAGUUCACUGAGUCUCAAUCUCAUGUAGACAAGCCAGUGCUCAUCGAAGUAUAUGUUAGAAGUUCAUGCCCACAUCCAAUUCAAUUUUCAAAAUUAUUGGUCACUGUGACUACUCCAAGUAUGAGCACUGAGCUCCCUGCCUCAAUAGUGGGGCCCUCUGAAGGUCAUCCAUUGCAUUUUGAAACAAAUUCAGUGAAGUCAUACAUGUGCCAGUUCAUCCCAGAUCACCGAGAUGUUGGAAAUGAGAUUCAAAUCACCUCCAUUUUACUUCAUAUGGGAGCAGAUGGAGAUCGUAAUAUAAUUUUACGAUACUCUUGUGUGAGCAAUGAAUCGUCUGGAGCUGAUGACAUCUGUCCUGAGCUUCAGCAUUUCAGACCUACUCCAGUGAAGUCAGUAAAUUUUGACAGCAUACGUGUACAAUCAACAACUCUUCUGGUGCCUCGCACGUCAUUGUUGGACUUGUCUAUUCAUCAUGACGCACCUGCCCUCCUCGGCGAGUGGUACAAGGUGCAGUUAAAAAUGCUUAACAAUGAGCUGUGUAAUGCUUCCUCCUUGAGUGUUGAAGUAUCUUUGGUGCCAAGUACUGAUGAUCCACACCAAGAACUCACAACUCAGUUAUGCAAAGAUGUAUCGGGAGAGUUAGUUUCUCUUCCUAUGCAGUUAAUUAUUGGGGAUCUCAAUGUUGGUUCCUCCAAAGAAAUAAGUUUCUAUGUACGGGCUCUCCGCCUAAACACAAGAAAUCUUCUUAUAAAAGCAAAGUAUUUAAUGCUUGACCCUUCUCUAGGCAUCAAUGCAGAAUUUUGGAAUGUUUGUGAAAAACUUGUGACAAUAUCAGUUGUAAAGCCAUUUGAUGUUUUGACCAAGUUCAUUUCUUUGCAACUUGACCCACUUACCAAGGCAAUAGCUCUUGAGCCUUUAAUUGCAAUGCCCCAUACAGAAUGUCUUUCACCAUGGCCCAUUGUUAUUCACAACUCAUCCUUUGAGCUCGCCCAGAAUGUACGUUUGGUAGAUGACUCCUUUGUAUCCCAACUGGAAGGCCUAGAACUACAGAAAGGAGAGAUGGCUGCAGAAGCAACAGUCCUCAAUAUCACUCAGCCUAGUGAUCAGCCUGUUCAUGUAGGGACAUAUCAUUUACAGUGGAGCAGGAAGGGACAGGAGCAUAUGGUAACAAGCAGCACUGUAACAUUACCUACCCUCAGAGUUGAAAAUGCUCCAAUUUAUGUUGAAAUGGUACUUCCUGCUCAUGGUUGGGUAAGAACACCGAUGGCUGUGUCAUAUCGAAUUCACAACCAUACAAAUCGCCUAAUUGAUGUUGACCUAAGUAUGGAAGCUAGUGAUGCCUUCAUGUUUGCAGGCCAUAAGCAGCUUCAGCUUUGCUUAUUACCCGAAUCAGUUCGUACGCUAGAUUACAAUCUGUAUCCUCUUUUGUCGGGGCUUGUUGCUCUGCCUAGACUCUGUCUCUCUCUAGUCAAGGAGGGUCAGUUGGAACUUCAACCUCCUGCCCUGGCCGAACUUCUGCAACGUUGUUUACCAACUCAUGUUUAUGUUAUGCCUCAAGCUAAAGGUAAAGCAGCAACACCACAGGUACCUGUACCUUCAUGAGGUGGCAAGAAAUCAAAUAAUUGUUACAAAUUAAUAACAAUCAUGAGAUUGUAAAUCACUGAUGUCGAAUCAAGACCACACACAAUGAGAUUGUAUGUUUCCAAGUAAUAGGAAGUUGUUCUCUAUCAGAAAAUUGUUGCUCUUAUGAUAUGAAGUAUAUUGUUUUUGUUACUGUU
Molecule: messenger RNA, 3848 nt
Organism: Thrips palmi
Lineage: Eukaryota; Metazoa; Arthropoda; Insecta; Thysanoptera; Thripidae
Gene: gry
Product: trafficking protein particle complex subunit 11
Exons: 11
Coding region: 298-3672 (1124 amino acids)
Cellular component (GO): cytoplasm
Source: RefSeq, a predicted model, not a curated record